Molecule: messenger RNA, 4478 nt
Organism: Anopheles aquasalis
Lineage: Eukaryota; Metazoa; Arthropoda; Insecta; Diptera; Culicidae
Gene: AdamTS-B
Product: ADAM metallopeptidase with thrombospondin type 1 motif B
Biological process (GO): extracellular matrix organization; proteolysis
Cellular component (GO): extracellular matrix
Molecular function (GO): metalloendopeptidase activity
Source: RefSeq, a predicted model, not a curated record
UGGCUUUAAGCGAUAACGGUCGACGGUGCGCGCAGUCGGCAAAGUUAAUCGUUCAAUCGCUAUCUUUACUGUGCAUCCUUUGACAAUGAGAAUAUCAUUUUGAACCAAGUGUUGAACGCAGAAUUUAUGAAAAUUUAUGUUUAACUUAAAUGGUGUGCGAUCUGUUUUUGGUGUGCCGUUUAUGCAACCGAUUUUGAGUUGUACGAUUACAUGUGGAUCCAGUUGUGGAGCAGUUGACUAACGCUCCUUUAGUAUACAGAACGGUGGCGGUAUCUUGGGUGGAUGCUCUUGACGCUGUGAUAUCGCCGUUGAAGCCGUGUCGCCAUCACCUCUGUGAAACUCUAGCAAACCGGCUAAUCGAAAUCUCAUCCAAUCCGGUAGAGUGGUUGCGGAUUCGCACGGCGCUCAAAUGGAACGGCCACAAAUUAACCGCAAAAGCGUCCACCGGAGAUGCGCGGCAGAAUCAAAGCGUCAGCCCCAAUCAGUGGCCUCGAACAGUCUGAGCGCUGGGCGCCGAUACUCCCGCUGUUGAUGCUGCUUUCGUUUCGCUUCACUUGCGUGCGCGCGAUCGAAGUGAUCAGUCCGUCAGACGGACGAACGGACGGGCGCGCCUCCCUGCUUUAACUUGACGGCAAGGUGGCGCGUGGGCCGCUCUUCCCUCGCAGUAGUGAUCUCCGCAAAGCGACAGUGACACCACGAUACGAAAUACGAUAGAUUGCGGCGUGAUGGGCGGUACCAAGGGGUAUCGCUCAAGUGUGGCACGGAUCCCCAUGACAUUAACCGGAAAAAAGUGGCGAAGCGUGUGAUCUGCUGAUCGGAGUGAAACGCGUGGCCUGCGUGUGAUUUUUGUGCUAAAAACUCCUGAUUCGUGCUAAAAACUAAACGAACUGAAGAAGCUUAUUAAGUGCAUUCUAUACUCCUAGUGACUGAUUUGUAGUGUGGCAGUUAAAGAUCGUGUUUGGAACAAAAGAAAAGGGGGAAAAAAACAAAAUGAUUUCCCAUGGCAAUCGCUUCUUCAUCGUACUGCUGGCAUUGAGCUUUCGUUCCGCUGACUCCAGACACCAGGGCAUCUACACGCAUCAUCUUGGCGAAGCGAGCCAGCUAGUAAUACCGCGAAAGGUAAACCAUCUCGGUGAGACCAUCACGCAUGUCUUAACACAUCAUCACGAACAUCACCGCCGACGGCCGCACGAUGGCGACGAUGCAUCCGAGAGCGGAGGACAGCAUCGUCGGCGGCGCCGUAGCACCCCGGCAGAAGACAUUCCUCCUCCUCCUCCUGCUUCCCAUCCGGAUCUGCAGCUGCAAUAUCACAUCGAUGUCGGCGAUGAAACACUCCACCUGGAACUCGAACCAUCGACGGCAUCGUUUGUAGCGCCAUUAAUGGUGGUCGAGCGGCAUCGUCGCGACGUCCGGACGCGUGUUCAUCCGCCCAAGCACAUAAACUGUCAUUAUCAAGGUCAAAUCCGAGGUCACGACCAUUCGCGGGUGGCGCUAUCGGCCUGCAACGGACUGGCCGGUGUUUUGCGAACCAAUCGGACCGAGUACUGGAUCGAACCGUCCAAAAACCAUCAACCAGGACCGAACGGAGAGCAUCCGCACGUGCUCUUCAAGCGAGCCGAUGUCAAAGAAACACCAAUCAAGAAAAACAUGAAAUUGGCAACCAACAAGAAGAGGAAACGAAAGCGCAAGAAACGUCAUCUGAGUAAUUGCGGCACCAGAGAACCUCGGCGGCUCACAGAGACACGGCUAGAAUGGCAACACCAGGGCAAGGUUCUGGUGCAAGGUGGUAGGAAAGCGCGAAAUCACCUGCCCGAUAUCGAGGAAACCCAGCGACGAUAUGGUACCAGCGAAGCACCACCACGUGCCGCGAGAUCGGACAAACAGCCACGGCACCGGCGACGCAUUAAGCGAUCGAUCAGCAAACCGCGCCACGUUGAGGCGCUUGUCGUGGCCGACCAUUCGAUGGUGCUGUUCCACCAGGACGUCGAUCUGCAGCAGUAUCUACUGAUGAUCAUGAAUAUGGUUUCCUCACUGUACAAGGACCCAACGAUCGGUAACUCCAUUCAGGUGGCGGUGGUGAAAAUCAUAAUUCUAGAGGAGGAAGACUCGCAUGCCGACUUCAACGUCACGCACAUGGCUGGCAACACGCUGGAGAACUUUUGUCGGUGGCAGCGAAGCCUGAAUCCCAAGCCGGAUGAAGAUCCACAUCAUCACGACGUGGCCAUUUUAGUGACGAGGAAAAACAUCUGUUCCAAUCAUGGAUGCGCGACGCUUGGUGUGGCCAACGUUGGCGGCAUGUGUCGGCCGGAUAAAUCGUGCAGCGUCAACGAGGACAACGGCAUCACUUUGGCGCACACGAUAUCGCAUGAGCUGGGCCAUAAUUUCGGAAUGUACCACGAUACGGCGAAAACCGGUUGCGAUCAUCGCAUUGGACCGAUACUGCACAUCAUGACACCGAGCUUCGAAGCGGACACUAUGCAAGUGUCCUGGUCCAACUGCAGCCGUCGGGACAUUACCCAUUUUCUCGAUCAGGGCCUUGGAAAGUGCCUCGAGGAUGAGCCAAGUCAAGAGGAGUACGAGUAUCCCGAGCUUCCCCCGGGAGCAAUGUACAAUGCGGACCUCCAGUGCCGGCUGCAGUUCAACUCUACCGACGAGGAAAUGACCGUAUGCUCCAAGCUGGGCGAAAUUUGUACACAGCUGUGGUGUCUGGUGGAUGAGGUUUGCACUACGAUGCUGAGACCGGCCGCUCCCGGUACGAACUGUGGUCGUCGGAUGUGGUGCCAGAACCAAAAGUGCGUCGAUGUCGAAGAACUUCCCGCUCCGGUGGAUGGUGGCUGGGGUGACUGGAGUCCGUGGAGUGAAUGCUCCCGAACCUGUGGUUUCGGAAUUGCCAAGCAAACCCGUGAAUGUGAUCAUCCUUCUCCUGCUCACGGUGGAACGUUCUGCAUUGGGGAACGGGCACGGUACAAAACGUGCCACUUGCAGCCGUGCCCCAUCGGUAGUCCAAGCUUCCGGGCUCAACAAUGUUCUUCGCAUGAUAAUGACACGAUCAAGGGCGAACAGUACACCUGGUUACCGUAUUUCGAUAAAAAUGAACCGUGUGAGCUUUACUGUAGCAACGCAGAGGACACAAUGAUUGUGCCUUUCGGAGAUACUGCCGCUGAUGGAACGCUCUGUAAUCUCGGUACGAACGAUAUGUGCAUCGGUGGCAUCUGUCGCCGAGUCGGGUGUGAUUGGGUCGUCGAUUCCAACACGACCGAAGAUCGAUGUGGCAUUUGUGGCGGAGCUGGAGACACAUGCUACGUAAAGAAGGGAGAAAUCGCCAAAAAACUAAACACCACCGAUGGCGUGCAGGAUGUACUGAUGAUUCCGUUAGGAGCGAGAAACGUGCGGAUUGAGGAAAUAGCACCCUCCAAAAACUUUAUCGGUGUCAGCAAGGCUACGAGCAGUGAAUGUUACCUGAACUGCAACCAGUUCAUUCAACUUCCUGGCGAGUACGAAGUGGCUAGCAGUUUGUGUCUUUACGAGCGCGAGAAUGAGCAAGAACGCCUGAAAAUACCGGGACCCAUAAUGGAGGAUAUUAACAUCUUUGUCGUUAUCAAAAAGAAACACAACCACGCAGGAAUACGAUUCGAGUAUACGCUUCCAUCGAACAACGCCCACAAUCAAUCGAUCUACUACUGGAAGUUGACGGAAUGGUCCGUUUGUUCCGCGACCUGCGGUGGUGGACAGCAGAGCCGUGAAUCGGUUUGCUUCCACCGAGGCAAAGGUCCUGUGAACGAGGAACUAUGCGUUCGGCAUGCGUACGGCAAGCGGCACGAACGGAUUGUGCGCGAUUGUAACGAUGAUCCGUGUCCGUUCAACUGGUGGGUUGGACCAUGGCAGCUAUGUCCAAUGACCUGUACCCGAUCCGGUGAGCCCGGUCCUGCGCGUCGAAGAUCGAUCCUCUGCGUCGAUAGUAAUUCGAAUGCACGGCCCGAUAUGUACUGCGACAAUAAACCGCGCCCACCAGACCAUGAACCGUGUGGGAGCGGGUUGCCAGUCUGUCAGGACAGCAAAAGUGUCCAUGUGACCGAAUCGGCGAGUACCGUUGGACCCGACCAGAGCACCACCACUUUGCUUCCAGAGCUUCCCUCACCCUCAACACUGGCUGACUACGAGGUCAGCAACAUCAUCUGAGGCUACGAUCCGGCGGAGCAUCACAGCGUCCGAAGUAAGGCAUAUGUUAUAUUAACAUUCAUUGUACUGCUUCAUCUUGUUACAUUUGCGUAUCGGAGCCCGGUGCUUCGAGAUUAAAUUAUCAGUACAAACAAACAAACAAAAAAACAAAACCACGAAACCGAACGAGCCAACGAGAAUGAGCGUACGGAGCGGUAUCAGUGGCGGUUUAUUAUCCAUGGAGUGUGUACGUGUGUGCGUGUGUAUGUGUUUUGGAUGUAUUAAACAUUAUUUAAUAAAAUAAAUACUUUUCCUUUUUA